Messenger RNA from Mesoplodon densirostris (Blainville's beaked whale), 1003 nucleotides. RefSeq names its product XIAP associated factor 1 (gene XAF1). Bases 1 to 906 code for a protein of 301 amino acids. The transcript is spliced from 8 exons. NCBI's taxonomy places the organism in Eukaryota, Metazoa, Chordata, Mammalia, Artiodactyla, Ziphiidae. The record is from RefSeq and is a predicted model, not a curated record. Gene Ontology annotation, biological process: apoptotic process.
AUGGAGGGAGACUUCCAGGUGUGCAGGAACUGCAAAAGAAGUGUGGCCCCUGGCCACUUGGCCCUUCAUGAGGCCCACUGUCUGCUGUUCCUGGUCCUCUGUCCGGAGUGCAAGGAACCCGUCCUGCAGCAUAAGAUGGAAGAGCACCGCAGGGGCGGGCACCAGCAGGUGGGGUGCGCAAUGUGUCAGCAGAGCCUGCCGAAGCACUUGCUGGAGAUUCACGAGGCCAAGGAAUGCCAGGAGCGCCCCGUUGAGUGCCAGUUCUGUGAGCUGGCUGUGUGCCUCAACAAGGUGGACAUCCACGAGCACCACUGCGGCAGGCGGACGGAGGUCUGCCCAGACUGCGGCCAGCGCAUCGUGCUCCACAUGCGGGCCCAGCACAGAGAUGAGUGCUGGGGUGAGCAGACCCGGCUCCAGAAAGGGAAGAGAAUUUCAGCUCCUAAAAGCAACAUCUGCUCUCAUUAUUGCAACCAAAUGAUCCCAGGAAAUAAGUAUUUCCACCAUGUGGACAGAUGCCGUCCAAUCUCAGAUUCUGUGACAUAUUCUCCAGUUGGGAAACCAGAUAUUCCUCCUUCAUCCCUUUCAAAUCAGGCUGCUGAAGAUCAAACUUCCACAGCAGAGAAAGGCGUCCGUCCAAAGACGAAAAAUACAAGAAGAUUUCCCCUUCUUUCUGAAAAGUCAACACGGCAAGCACCAAGAGGCACAAACAAAACCACGGAUCUGCCUUUGAAGUCUGAUGGCAAGCUCAGGGCCUCCUCUCCUGUAGAAGACGAGACAGCCUAUGACAUUCUGAGGAGGUGUUCUCAGUGUGGCAUCCUACUUCCCCUGCCAACCCUAACCCAACAUCAGGAGAAAUGCUGGUGGUUAGCUUCAUCAAAAGGAAAACAAGUGAGAAGUCCCAGCUAGCUUUGGAAAAGAAAAGAAGAAAAGGUUUGGAUUCUAACUGCUUUCCUCCUUUUGAGCCGAGAUGUUGGUUUCCCCAGGAGCUACCAGAAGAAAAAAG